Emericellopsis cladophorae is the source of this 13182-nucleotide messenger RNA. RefSeq names its product non-ribosomal peptide synthetase. Gene Ontology annotation, cellular component: cytoplasm. Bases 1 to 13182 code for a protein of 4393 amino acids. Gene Ontology annotation, molecular function: phosphopantetheine binding; catalytic activity. The transcript is spliced from 8 exons. NCBI's taxonomy places the organism in Eukaryota, Fungi, Ascomycota, Sordariomycetes, Hypocreales, Bionectriaceae. The record is from RefSeq and is a predicted model, not a curated record. Gene Ontology annotation, biological process: amino acid activation for nonribosomal peptide biosynthetic process; secondary metabolite biosynthetic process.
AUGGACUCGUCUGAGAUGUUAUCGAUUAUCAACCCUCAGCCGGCGAAGCUGCCUGGACCAGCCCUUCUACAUGAGCUUGUUGCCGGUCCUUCAAGCUCACCAGCUUUAGACCAUCUCCGAGGGUCAGUUCGAACGUCCUUCACAUACGACGAACUACACGCUGUUUCCGAUACCAUCGCAGUCAAGCUAUCGAGUGUUGUCCGGAAUCGCGAUGCUCCCUUUGUGGUCCCGAUCCUGAUGAGGCAGUCGCCUAUCUUGUACGCUAGUCUUCUGGGUAUCCUCAAAGCCGGUGCAGCAUUCUGUCCCUUGAAUCUCGACGCGCCACCGGAGCGAGUGUCCUUUAUCCUCCAGGAUGUCUCUGCAGCAGUGGUUCUCGUGGAAGAAGAUCUAGCCGCCAGGAUGCCGGAAGGGGUAGAGGCAGAUAUAAUGGCAAUACAGUGGAAGUCUGACAAGCCCGCUAUAUCCGAAAAUUCACCGAAAGUCGCCACGACGGACCUCGCCUAUGUCAUGUACACCUCGGGGUCUACAGGGACGCCCAAAGGUGUUGGCUUAUCGCACGGCGCCGCCACUCAAGCACUGUUUGCGCAUGAACGACAUAUACCCCUAUUCAAGCGAUUUCUUCAGUUUGCCGCCCCGACCUUCGAUGUCUCGGUCUUUGAAAUUUUCUUCCCAUUGGCUAGGGGACGCACUUUGGUCAGCGUGGAGCGUGGCCAGUUGCUCGAUGACCUAGCAGCCGCCAUCAGAGAAACCAAUGUUGAUGCAUGCGAGCUCACACCAACUGUGGCGGGGAGCCUGUUGCGGUCUCGAGAUGCCGUGCCUGAACUCAAGCUUUUGCUGACCAUUGGUGAAAUGCUCACCGAGCCAGUCAUCCAUGAAUUUGGAGGACGCGAGGGGCGAGAGAGCAUUCUUUGGGCAAUGUAUGGCCCGACGGAAGCGACUAUUCAUUGUACUCUUCAACCGGCUAUGCAAGCCGCAUCGACCGUUCGAAAUAUUGGGUUUCCACUCGACACCGUCUCUGCAUUUGUCAUCCAACCAGCGGAAUCUGGUGAGGAAGUUUUGAGGAUCUUGCCGUUGGGUGAGGUUGGAGAGCUGGCAGUAGGUGGCCAUCAGCUGGCCGAGGGCUAUCUGGAUCGGCCAACACAAACAGCCGCUGCUUUCAUCGAAACCCCCUAUGGUCGUCUCUACAGGACCGGGGAUAAAGCAAGAGUCUUGUCGGACGGCACUCUCGAGUGUCUGGGUCGGUUAUCCGAAGGGCAAGUCAAGCUUCGCGGCCAGAGACUGGAGAUCAACGAGGUACAGCAAGCCAUUCUACGUGUGAAAUCGUGUCAUGGUGCUGUUGUCGCCGUUCACGAGUCCACAUUGGUCGCAUUUUGCGCCACGGACCCGGGUGUACUGGAAGACGUCAUCCGGGACGAGUGCAAGAAGUGGUUGCCUCAGUUCAUGAUCCCAGGCGUCUUCGUGAUGAGCGACUCUUUCCCCAAGCUCCCGAGUGGAAAGGUGAACAAGAGGAAGCUGCUUGAUAUUCUCCCCUGCUCAGCUUUGCAAACUGCCAUGCUAGCCGAGACAGUCGGACGGCCUGGCCUGUACUGGAACGAGCUCGAGCUCGAUGUGGCAGACAGUGUCUCCCGAGUGGCAGCAGCUUUCACGAAGAUACUAGAACAAACAGCCAUACUUCGAGGAAUAUUCGUCUUGCUAGAUGGCAACUUUGUUUGCCUUGUCAAGCAAGAUGUUGAUGAGGAGCAGAUCAAGAUUGUUGAUUGCCAGUCACACUUUUCACUUAGGCAGACAAUCGCCGAUCCAACCUUUCAGGUUCAACUCUGUGACAAUGAUCAUGGCGGGACCAGGGUAUGCAUCCUUGCUCAUCAUGCCAUCUAUGAUGGCUGGUCUAUGGAUAUCAUACUCGCCGACAUCAACCGACUUCUCAGUGGCCAGUCUAUACCGAAGCGAACCCCCUUUGCUGAGGUUGUCGCCGUGCAGCGAUGGCUGGCUUCCUCGUCUGCCGCUGACCGAUCAGGCGCAUACUGGGCAGCACAUUUACAAGGAUUGACCAAGGAUUCUUUUCCAGUGCUCGUCGAUCGCUUAGGAGGCCAGCCUGAUCCGAUCGUUAUCGCAGAUCAAGUGGAGAUUCCAUACUCUGAGGUUCACGCAGUCUCGAAAGCUCUGGGCUGCAGCAUGCAAGCCCUAUUUCAAGCAGCUCUAUACGUCGUGUGGGCCGGUAUACUUGGCAGCGCUGAUGUUGUCCUUGGCGCGGUGUCCUCAGGCCGGUCCUUGCCAAUGGGCGGUAUCGAAGAAACCAUCGGCCCUUGCAUCGCUGCAUUGCCUCUGCGCGUCGACUUUGAGAGGUUUCCCGGAACCGAGCAAUUGCUACGCCACAUUCACUCCUGCAAUCGGGCCAUGCUUGAGCAUUCGAUUGUCCCACUGGGCGAAAUCAGGAAGAUGAUGGGUUUGCGCGCCAGUCAAACGGUCUACGAUCUCCUAUUCGUAUACCAGCAGUCUUCGGAAUCCGAGAGCAAGCGACGCAGUCUACUAAAUGAAACUCGGCGCUUGGAUCGACUGGAAACCCCAUUCCUGUUCGAGGUUGAGCCGAACGACACGUCCUUCUCGAUUCAGAUCACAUAUCAUCCAGACUGUGCUCGAGUUGACAUGAUGAGAAUGCUUUUACAGCAAUUCAACCUGGCCUUUGGGCACCUUGUUGAGCAACCACACUGCACACUGGCUGAUAUGCGUCGGGCACUGAACCCAGUACCGGCCCUGUAUAAUAUUUCGCCAGUCCCGCUUGAAGGCACGUUGGACUUGGCAGCCAUGUUUGAGCAAGUUGUUGAAAAAAGCUCCGAUAGGGAUGCUCUUUCCUUCACUGAGCCAGGGCACGAGUCUCCAUUUGCCAAGACGACAGUGACUUAUCAAGAGUUGAACGUACUGAGCAACAGAAUUGCGCAUUUUCUGCUCAGUCAAGGCGUUGGUGCCAAUCAAAUCGUUGGUGUCAUUCUUGAAAAGUCUAUAUUCCUCUAUGCAACUAUCCUGGCCGUCCUCAAGACUGGCUGUGCAUACCUGCCUUUGCUACCAUCGACUCCAGCUGAUCGGGUGGAAGACAUACUGCGCCUGGCAAAAGUGCGGCACUGCGCGGUGGACACGGCCUCUGUCCGAUUGUUUGGACAUUUGGGAGAAGCUCGACUCGUUGACGUGGAGCGCGCGCCUCUGGACGACUUUCAAUCCUGUAACCUGGGCAUUCCACAUGACCGCGACCGCCUGGCGUAUGUCAUCUUCACUUCAGGUACUACCGGAACACCCAAGGGAGUGGCAGUAACCCACGGUAACAUCGUGAGCAACGUCGACUAUCUCUCUGGGGUAUACCCAGUCCAGCGAGGAGUUCAAUCAAACUUUCUCCAGGCAUGCUCUCAGGCUUUCGAUGUUUCGGUGUUUGAGAUCUUCUUUGCUUGGAAAACUGGCAUGUGCCUCUGCACCAGCGUCAAUGACACGCUGUUUGCCGAUCUCGCACUAAUGAUCAAUGAGCUUUCCAUUACGCAUCUCAGCUUGACACCGACUGUAGCUUCUCUCAUCAGUCGUGAAACAUGCCCAGGUGUGGAGUUCCUAGUCACCGCGGGAGAGCCCUUGACACGCAGUGUGUUGGAGCAAUGGGGUGAUAUACUUUGGCAAGGGUAUGGCCCGUCAGAGACGACCAACAUCUGCAGCGUCAAACAGAUGCAAACCGACAUGGUGGUGGACCAUCUCGGAUGGGUAUUCCCAAACACUUCCGUCAUGGUGAUGGCCAUAGGGAGCCUUGAGCCCGUGCCAGUCGGAUGGGUUGGUGAAUUCUGCUAUGGCGGCGACCAAGUGGCACAGGGCUACCUUAACAUGCCAGAACUCACGGCAGAGAAAUUCCUCCAAGAUUCCCGCUUCGGACGGAUAUAUCGCUCAGGGGACAUGGGCCGUAUGCUCCCUGACGGCUCGCUGGUCAUACUAGGCCGCAUUGACGAUCAGCUCAAGUUGCGUGGGCAGCGCAUCGAAGCGGCCGAGAUCAACAACAUCAUCGUGUCCACGCCCUGGGCAUCAUCUGCGAUUGUCAUAUUAGGGAGAAGAUCUCCGGACAUGCCAGAACAAUUGGUCGCUUUCUACGUGCCAGCUGAGCAUGUCAGUGGCGAUGGACUGUUGGAUGUCGAUCACGAGGCCAGUGCGGGUCUAUACAGUCUCAUGCAGUCCAAGCUGCCUUCUUACAUGGUCCCUUCUUACCUGAUUCCUCUCGCCCGCAUUCCCAUGACGAGGAGCGGCAAAAUAAACAAAAAGCAUCUUCAAGUUUGGUUCCAGGAUUUGCCAUCAAGGUAUCUGGAGGCUGCUGUGCCACAAGCGACCCUGACUGAAGACGGAAGCAAGUGGUCCACGAUGGAAUCGGAUCUUCAUACCGCCCUCAUACAGUCAUUGGAGAUCUCUGCAACCGAAGCCAACCGAUGGACACCUUUUGCCAACCUAGGCAUCGAUUCCGUAUCUGCCAUUCGUCUCGCACGCGACUUGAGCAUUUCGCUGAAUUGCAGAGUGGCAGUUUCGUCCAUCAUCCGAAACCCCAGCAUUGCGCAGCUUGCGCGUCAUCUCGGUGAACAAGAUUUCGAAAAGGCUGUGGUAGUUGGCCAGAAGACGUUGCUGCCUCAAUCUUGCGUAGAGAAACUGCGGCAUUCAUUCCUCUCUCAAGACAAGGCAGUAGCUUCCAUUCUGCCAUGUACGCCUCUGCAAGCAGCCUUGUUAUCGCGGGGUGGUCGCAACUACUACAACAAGGUCCUCUUGCGGCUCAAGAUUGACGCCUCGAGAAUGCAGACAUUCUGGAACUGCAUGAGUGAAAGGCACGAAAUUCUCAGAACUUGCUUCGCCACGACAGAGGACGCGGAUCACUCCAUCGCCCAAGUGGUUCUUCGAGAAUGGAGCAUUCCCUGGCAGCAAUUCGAUGCAACGACUCCUUCAUUCGAGAAAAUCAUUCAGUCACAUUUGGAGCGACUGCCGGACCCGGUCAAUGCCAUGACACCACCUGUUUCUUUAGCUUUGAUUCGGCGUGGCACAUCAUCGUUUCUAUCGUUCAUAUGCCAUCAUUCUCUUUAUGAUGGCGUCGCCAUUGAUAUUCUAUGGCGCGAAGUCGAGUCACUCGCUGCGGGCGAACAACUGCUACCAGCAGUACCUUACGAACCUCUUCUACAAGAGAUGGCCAACCUGCCUGCCAAUACUGAAGCAUUUUGGAAGAAACACUUCCACGAUUUUGUCCCCUCAUAUGCCUUUCCCUCCACUGCAGGCGAGACCACAGACCAGGCAUUGGUUACUAAAUCUUUCACUCCACUUCGUCUUGUACAGAAGAUCGUUGGUUGCCAGGGCGUCGGCCUGUUCGAGACGUUGCUCCUCCUUCAGCAACCCCUUCACCCUAUGGACGAUCGCGUCUGGAUCCUUGAGGAAGACAAGGGCACUAUGGAUUUGCCAGUGGUCUGCGAAAUAGUCCCUUGUCCGUCCUUGGAUUCACUGGUCGUUGAUUUACACUACGACAUGAACUUUAUUGAUCCUAGUGUUGCAUGCGCUCUCGCGGGCAAAGAAAAAAUACCCGGCGCAUUCCGGUUUGAGCUCGAGAAACUGCGGCCCAGGCGCGACAAAGGCCCCGUCAUCCGAGGUCACCUAAGCUCAGGGGAAUGGUCAGUGGACGAGAUUACGAUUCGCAAAGCUGUAGCGGAGCUGUCCAGACAGCCUCUCGAAAAGGUUGCACGCAAUACGACAAUUUUUCAGCUGGGACUUGACAGCAUCAACGCCGUGCAAAUUGCGUCCAAACUAAGGCUUGAAGGCCUCCAUGUCUCAUCCUCUCAAGUCCUGGAGUACCCUACUUGCGCAGCACUCGCCGAAAACCUCAAGAAGGGCUCACAAAUCAAGGCGCCCUCGUUGGCCUACAAUCUACGUGUCUUUCCCGGGGACGUGGCUGACGAAUGUGCCUUGCAUACAGCUUUUCUCCAGACGCGAGGUCAUCAUUAUUUCAACAGCAUGACAUUCAAGGUCAACAGCUCCAUUGGAAUCAUCACUUUUACGGAGGCUUGGAAAUUAAUGUGUCGUCAACAUCCGAUGCUGCGUACGGCGCUCGUCCCGGUCUCUCACCCUGACACCGCAUAUGCCAUGGCUAGACACGCUCCCAUGUAUGACUUGCCAAUGACAAUACUCAACCACGGCGAGCAAGUAUCAGAGCUAGUGGGGGAUCUCAGAGCUAGCUUGCUGGCGCAUCCUCAACUGCCCCCUUGGCAUGUCUUUGCACACGAUGGCGAGAACGGUAUCACAAUGACGCUUCUCAUCCACCAUGCCCUAUACGAUGCCCAAUCUCUGGAUGAGAUUUUGGUUAGUCUAGGCAAGAUUUUGCAAGGGGAGGCUCACGAACUCAACAUCGCACCAGUCGAGCCGGGUCUGCAGGUGAUCAUGUCACGACACAUAGCGGACCAAACUGAAUCACGGCUCUUCUGGGAGUCAAAAGCUACAGAUGUGGUGAUCAAUAACUUUCCGAUAAUGACGCCUCUUCGCGAGGCUGCAACGUCCCUUCGGUCUGAAGCCUCAACCUUGUCGCUCUCGUUUUCGCAUCUGCGAGAUGCAGCAAUGGACGUCGGUGUUACCGUUCACGCAGCCAUAAAUGCGGCGUGGGCAAGAGUUCUCGCCUCGUAUCUUGGAGAAGAAGCCGUUGUAUUUGGGUCGACUAUCUCAGAGAGGACGUCUGAAGCUACCAAGUGCACGCCGAUCCCCUGCAUCACGACGCUUCCUGUCCUCGCAAGGGCCACGCCUUCGAACCUGGGUCUCCUAAAGAAUAUGAUGGAGUUCACGACCCAAGUUCGCAAGCAUCAACCAGCGUCUUUGAGCUCUGUCCAAAAGUGGUUGGGUCAUCCUGCCACUCCCAUAUUCGACACUCUUGUGUCUUAUCGGAAGAGAGAUGAACAAGAAUUUUCCCGGCCUUUUGAACUCCUCUCUGACAACGCCACACUUGACUACAAAGUCUCGAUGGAAAUUGAGGCGGGACCUGAUGACUGUGUGAGGCUCACGACCACAUUUAUGCCGCACAUUCUCCCAACUGAGCAAGGUCGCAUGCUCUUGGAUCAAUUUGAUGCGGUCCUGUCCCAUCUUGUACUUCACCCCGGAGAGACGGAAGAUGAGUUGCAUCGCCUCACCCCGAAGCUGUUUUCCCGGCUCCCUCCAAAACUCCCCGUCAUGCCCACAACAGUUCAAUACCUGCACCAGCUGGUCGAAGAAAAGGCGCGAACUAAUCCUGAUUCAACUGCGCUCGAGUUCAUCGACUCGUUGCAUCAAGGAACCAUGGAGAAACGCAUCUGGACUUACCGCCAGCUGAAUGAGCGUGGCAACCAGGUUGCGAACAUGCUGAGUACCAAGGCACCUGUGGGGAGCAUUGUGGCAGUUCACUUUGACAAGUGCCCAGAGGCAUAUUUCAGUAUCCUUGGUAUACUGAAGGCAGGCUGUUCUUUUGUGGCUUUGGAUCCCACAGCUCCCGCCAGCCGAAAAUCUUUCAUCUUGGAAGACUCCAAGGCCCCUUGCGUUUUGACGACAGCCGAAAGCACAUUCAGCGGCACCACAACAGAAGUCGUACGCACCAGUAUGUCUGUCUUGGAUGAAUUUUCUACAGAAUCGCCUGUGCUUGAUAUCCUAUCUCCCGAUGCAACAUGCUACUGUCUAUACACCUCCGGAACCACGGGAACCCCCAAGGGCUGUGAGAUCACGCACGAGAACGCCGUACAGGCAAUGAUGGCUUUCCAAGAUCUGUUUAGCGGCCACUGGCAAGCUGAUUCACGCUGGCUACAGUUCGCGUCUUUGCACUUUGACGUCUCAGUUCUCGAGCAGUACUGGACUUGGUCAGUUGGAAUCACUCUUGUUGCUGCACCCAAAGACAUAAUCCUAGACGACUUGCCGGGUUCUAUCAACAAGCUCGGCAUCACCCACAUUGAUCUCACUCCAAGUCUGGCCAGACUCACGCAUCCCUCCGAAGUACCUUCCUUGUGCAAAGGCGUGUUCAUCACUGGCGGUGAGUCCUUGAAACAGGAGAUCCUGGACGUUUGGGGGCCAAAGGCUGUGAUAUACAACGCGUACGGUCCAACGGAAGCAACGAUCGGUGUCACCAUGUAUCAGAGAGUGCCCGCCAACGGUCGCCCGAGCAACAUUGGCAAGCAAUUCCCCAAUGUCGGAUCCUACGUGUUCAAGCUGGACACUGAGGUUCCGGUGUUGCGCGGUGGAGUUGGUGAGCUUUGCGUAUCAGGCAAACUUGUUGGCAAGGGCUAUCUCAACAGACCGGACUUGACUGCGGAACGCUUUCCCACGCUACAAAACUUUUCUGAGAAGAUCUAUCGCACCGGCGAUCUCGUGCGGGUUUUGCAUGAUGGCUGUUUCGAAUUCCUUGGAAGAGCAGACGACCAAGUCAAGCUACGAGGACAACGACUUGAAAUUGGCGAGAUCAACCACGCCAUCAGGGGUGUUUCCGAGAUCCAGGAUGCUGCAACAGUCGUUGCCACUCAGGGCCCGUCAGAAAAGAGCGUUCUAGUUGCCUUCAUCGUGUCUUCCACAGCCAACAACAAAGGGAACCUGGAAGUCGUGCCGGACAUUGAAGGCCUUGGCCUCAAAGCCAAGGAGGCUUGCCGUACCAAGCUACCGGGGUACAUGGUGCCAACGUACUUUCUUCAGCUGCCCUUUAUUCCAUUGUCUGUCAACAAUAAGGCCGAAGCCAAGGAUUUGAGGAGGUUAUUUGCCAAUCUGUCGCACGCGCAGCUUUCCGCGUUGAUAGCAACACCGCGUUCCAGCAGGAGCACAGUAAAUACAUCAUCUCUGGCGAAGCUCACUAAGGCAUUGUCUACGUACAGUGGCCUCAAGCAGGAUGACGUGACCGAGGAUACGAGCAUAUUCGAUCUUGGUGUGGACUCGAUCACUGUGCUACGACUUGCGUCGUACCUCAAAGAACAGGGGUUUGAUGCAGCAACGCCAACGGCCUUGCUGAGAAAUCCCGUGAUCAACGACCUAGCCUCAGCCCUUUGCCAGAAGAUAUCACACUCACAAGAAGUGGGGAUCAAGGAGGCCGAACAACUCAUGGCCGCGUGCAAGCAUCGCUACUUGCCGUCUGCCUGCCGGACUUUCCACAUUCAGCCGGAGGAUAUCGAGUACAUUGCACCCUGUUCACCGCUCCAGGGGGGGAUCGUCUCGAGAUCCCUUGCCUCUGCAGAAGGGCAUGCUUACUUCAACACAUUUGAGCUCAAGCUUUCGCCCCACCUCGGCGAAGACAAGCUCCGCCAUGCUUGGGAUAGCCUAGUCUCAGAGCUGGCUAUCCUCCGGACUUGUUUUCUAGCGACACCGUCCGGCCCCAUCCAAGUCGCGCUCAAAGCGGUGCAGUUACCCUGGGAGCAUGUCGAACUGCCUACUGAAGAAGAGACCCAACAUGCACUGACAUCGAUGCGCAAGAACUGGCUGAGCACCAAUGGCCGCAACGUUUCCGAGCCUUUGCAGGUCUACUUUGUUGUCAGUGGAGGGAAAACUAGUCUCUUUGUCAACAUUUUCCACGGCAUCUACGAUGGCAUGAGCUUUGAUCUCAUGCUUUCUCGCCUCGCUGCCAAGGUCGACGACUGUCAGCAUGUGUCGCUUCAACGCAUUCAGAAGUGGUGCUCAGGAGGACGACCGCUGUUCAACACGCUUUUUGCGCUUCAAAUGGAGCAGUCAGAAGAUUAUGGCGUAUGGAAGCUCGUUGAUGGCGAGUUGAAUCCUGACUACCCCCUUGCCUUCGAGGCAACCAUGAUGAAGGACGGCAACUUGAGGUUGCAGCUGGUGGCGCAAGGGCACGUGGCGACUGUUGCGGUCUUGGAUGAGAUGCUGGAUGCUUUCAACGAUUCUUUGCACCAGGCUAUGAAGGAUAGCUCCCAGCCUGUGCCAUUUGGAGCGGGCAACGAUGAUCUAUCAUCUUCCGGCAGGACAGAAUCCUCGAACGUCGGCGACGAGCCGCCAUUAGCGUUCACAUGGACAGGAAUAGCGGAAACGAUACGAUCAGAAAUGUGUACUCUCUCUGGGGCUUCCGAAAAGGACAUCCGCGGGAACUCGACCAUACUUGAGCUAGGCUUGGACAGUAUUGAUGUCAUGAAGCUAUCCGCGGCCCUGCGUCGAUGUGGCGUUAAACUCGCCGCGUCUCAGAUUAUGCGGCUUCAGUCCGUCUCCAACAUUGUCUCGUUGGCUGAAGAAACUCCCAUGUCUCCUUCCCAGACCGACAACGCCACCACCAACUUCGACGUUAUCCGCCAGAGGUUACGUGAGAAUCUGACACGCAGUACGAUCAUUGACAUGACAGACGUGGAAGAUGUCUUGCCCGCGACGCCCUUACAGGAGUCCAUGGUAACGGCAAUGGUGGAAUCCGACUUUCAAUGGUACUUCAAUCAUGAUCUGCUUCAACUCAGCGAGGAUACCGACGUGGAGAGGCUCAAGAAGGCUUGGACGCAAGUAGUCGAGGCUCAUCCGAUAUUGCGCGCAGGAUUCUAUCCUGUUGAGGAUGAUUCGCUGGACAACGCAUUCUACCAGGUCAUUCAUACGAAAAAUAAUCCCUGGGUUGAAUGUCUUGUCGCAGAGGGUCUUGACGAAGCUGACAGAGUCAUGGAGCGUUGCAGGCUGAGAGCAAAGGAUGGAAAGGGACAGACAGCGUUGCUGCAGUUGUCACUGAUGUCGGUUGGUUCCCAAAGAUUUGUCGUCCUUUCUAUGGCGCACGCUCUCUACGACGGGUGGUCACAGGGCUUGCUCUACCGGGAGCUUCAGAAUGCCUAUAACGGUCAGCUACUUCAAGCAAGGUCGCCUGAUGUCUUCUUGGGUCGACUGCUCGAGGCCUCAAGCGCACAAUCACAGGAGUUCUGGUCCGAUUACCUCCGGGGAUCAAAGCCAACCCAUCUCAGUGUCUCGCUACAAACAGAGCCAUCUGCCACGCCGCGCUUUUCGGAAGCCACUUCAGACGUGAGUUUGGACACGGUCAAGGCGUUCUGCAAAGACCUCGGCAUCACCAUGCAGACACUUUGCCAGGCCAGCUGGGCGCUCAUUCUUGCGCAUUAUACGAAACAGCUAGACAUUGUCUUUGGCGUCAUCAUGUCCGGACGUGACUUUGAGGGCGCCGAAGAGCUCAUGUUCCCGACUAUGAACACUGUAGCGAUGCGGUACAUCCUGCACGGGACGGCCAGAAGCUUCCUGCAGUAUGUCGAGGAGAGUAUGAACGACGUUCGUCAGCAUCAGAGCUACCCAUUGCGUAAAGCACUCACGGCCGCCCGAGCACCGAUGGGAGGGUUUUUCAAUACCUUGUUUAUGCUACAAAAGAGCGCAGAGACCGAAUCCAGCACGCUCGUCCAUUCCGUUCGAGGCGUGUCUGCGGUCGAUUACCCGGUCUGCGUGGAGGCUGAAGCCGAGCAAGGACAAAUAUCCUGGCGCAUCGCCGUUCAGCCUGGCUUCGCCCCGCUAGAGCCACCUUCGAAUCUACUCAGACAACUGGACGGAGUUCUAAGUUUCUUUAUCAAGUCUCCGGGUUCAGAUCUGCUUUCCUUCACAGCGGCAGGGAUCUCCUUGGGUGGUCUGCCUAGCUUUGCAAUCAAAGAGGAUGCGGAUAGCGAGGACGAGUCAAAGAUUGCCACGCCACCGACGGGUGAGGAGGACUGGAGCGGCAUCGCCAACACGAUCCGCGGCGUUCUCAGUCAAGCCUCUGGUGUAGACGAGAUGAGCAUCCAGAUGACUGAUACGCUCUACCAUCUGGGCCUGGACUCCAUCAGCUCUCUCAGGGUCUCGAGACUCCUGAGACAGCAGGAUCUUGACUUGCGCCCUCGCGACCUGAUACGGGCCGAGAGCAUUGCCCAUCUGGUGGAGAUGGCGACCGCAAACCAGUCUGACAGCGAAGGGUCACAAGAUCAACAAGCAACUGUGACAUGGCAACCACCGCCAUCACUGGAUGUCGAUGGCCUGCUCCUCCACCACAAUCUGCAGUACAGUGACGUGGAGGCUAUCCUGCCAGCAUUGCCAAUGCAGGUAUUUGUACUGGGAACCUGGCAGAACACCAAUGGCGAUGUCUUUUAUCCGACCUUUACGUACGAGCUGGACAGCUCGUGCAGCAAAGAGGAGAUGGUGGCCGCGUGGGGGCUCGUCACAGCAUCGACACCUAUCCUCCGCACCCGCUUCAUGGCAACAGGUGACAGACAGCUGCCGCUGUUGCAGGUGGUGCUCAAGUCGGAAGCGUCAGACUUGGUCCACUUGCAGCCAGGCGAGAGAACCGAGGCUGGCAGAUGGCGCCUCCGUCUCCAGGUGCAUCAUGCUCUCUACGACGGUGUCAGUCUUCCGCUACUGAUGCAGCGCCUCCUCCACGCGCUCGUAUCAGGAUCUCUCCCCAACAGCCCCCUCGAUCUAUGGAACAGAUAUACCACCAAUCCCUACCUUCCGUCAUCCGUCAGUGCCAGAAAGGCCUUUUGGACGUCGUACCUCUGGGGCGUGGAGCCGUACUCGGGGGCACGGAAGGGUUACCCCAUUCGUCCUCGCAUGUCAUUUAUAGCGCGAUCGGCAGUCCGUGACACCUCUCUGCUCCAACGGCAUGCUGCCGCCAGGGGCGUCGGUGUGCAGUCCCUCUUCCUGGCUGCCUAUGCCAAGGUCCUCCUCGCCCGAGGUCAUGAGGGCGGCGGCGACGAGGUGGUGUUUGGCGUGUAUCUGGCCAACCGCCAAGAGGAUACAUCCCUGGACGGAAGUUUCCCGCGGCUGAAUCUCGUGCCGCUGCGUGUCAAGGCCACCGGGACACUGGAGAGCGUUGCGAGCCGUGUGCAGAGGGAUCUCCGCCUGAUCAUGAGCCAAGGACGUGCAGAUGUCGGUCUGUGGGAGGUGGAGGCCUGGACGGGCGUCAAGCUCACGUCGUUUGUGAACUUUCUCUCUUUACCCGAUGGUGAUGAGGAGGAGGAUGGUCCUUUCACACACGCCAUGCGCGUACGGGUUGUCGAAGGUGGUGCUGCUAGUGAGGAGGAGCUCACCGCCCACGACACGUCGUCAGUUGGUGAUGUCGUUGUGAGGGACGUUUUCCCGCCUGCUGUGGAUAUCGAAGCUUCACUCCGAGACAAAAGCCUUGACAUUGGUAUUUUUGGCCUUGGGGAUGGGGAUGGUGAUGCCCAGAGCUUGGUAUCUGAGCUUGGCCAUGCAUUGGACGUCUAG